GCCCACUCCGGCGUCAUGACGUCAUUUGUUGAAAUUACCGGCCGUCUUUCUCUCUCACGCGCAGCUCCGUUACAGAUUCCUGACCGGACUUCAAGCGACUGAGGAAAUUUUUAAUAUUAUUAUUAUUAUUUUUUUCUUCCAAAAUGGGAAACUUUCAGCCAACAAUUUUUCCUUAUGAGGAGUUUGACGUCAUGGCAGACAUCAAGGCCAUCCGCAAAGCCUGCAAGGGUUUAGGCACUGAUGAGAAAGCCAUCAUUGGAAUCCUGGCUAAUCGCUGUGCGGCUCAGCGCUUGGAGAUAAAGCAGGCUUACUUCGAGAAAUACGAUGACCGAAAGAAUAUAAGAGAGGCCGCUGAGGGAACGGCUGUUUAUAGCUGCUCUAACGAGCUGGUGGAUGUGCUGAAGAGCGAGCUGUCGGGGAAUUUCGAGAACGCCAUCCUCGCCAUGCUGGACCCGCCACACGUGUUCGCCGUGAAGGAGCUGCGCAAGGCGAUGAAAGGAGCGGGCACCGACGAGGACGUCCUGGUGGAGAUCCUCUGCACUGCCACCAACGCUGAUAUUGCUACUUACAAAGAAACCUACUUCCAAGUGCAUGAGCGGGAUCUGGAGGCAGAUAUCGCCGGAGACACGAGCGGUGAUGUCAGGAGGCUGCUCACUCUGCUCCUCGAGGGAAAUCGAGAUGAGAGUUAUGAAGUGGACGAGGCUCUGGCUGAACAAGACGCCAUGUCACUGUUCGAGGCCGGAGAGGGCUGCUUCGGCACAGACGAGUCGACGUUCAGCUACAUCCUGGCCACCAGGAACUACCUGCAGCUCCAGGCCACGUUCAAAACCUACGAAUCUAUUUCUGGAACGGAGAUUCUGGAUGCCAUCGAGAACGAAACUUCAGGAACGCUGAAGAAGUGUUACAUCGCGCUGGUGCGAUGUGCUAAGAAUCCGCAGCUGUAUUUCGCUCGGCGUCUGAACGCAGCCAUGAAGGGAGCAGGCACUGACGAGGACACCCUCGUUCGCAUCAUCGUCGGCCGCUCCGAGAUCGACCUGGAGACGAUUAAGGACAUGUACCUGGAGAAAUACGACGUGCCACUGAAGGAAGCCAUCAGCUCGGAGUGCGGCGGAGACUUCAAGCGCCUCCUGGUGGCCAUCUGCCAUUAAGGCAGUGAAAGAAAAGAAUCAGAUGCUUGGGUUAAUAAGGAGAAACUAACUAACACAACUGACCCUGGGUCCUAGUGCACACAUGUCCAGUUCAACACUAUCCCUACAGUAGUUCUGAUGUGGUAUUUAGUGCAAAUCCUGACCUGGCGCUCAGAUAGGCUGUGAACAAAACACUGUUUUGAAGGUGCAUGAAGAAAGUACAUAUGAUCUCUAUUUAAAAAAAAACAACAACAAAAAAUCAUUUUUAAGGUGAAAAUGUAACAAAGGUCAAAGGUUAACCAGCACAACCAGUGGAAAGUUAACUCUAUAUCCAUUAAGUAAUGCUAAAAUAUGAUCUGUAAUACUAAUAAUACAAUGCCAGUAUGUUUGUUUUACGUUAUUUUGUCAUAAUUCCAUGCCUGAUCUAUUUUUGGAAAAGAUUGUGAAGCGCCCCUAUUUCUCGCUCUCUAUCUAGGAUGACCGCGCCUCUUCAUACCGAACUUGAACAUGCUUCGGCGAGUGAAAACAAUUUUGCUAUGCAGUUUUAAUUUGCCUGUCAGCUGCGAACGAUAAAGAAUCACGAAGGACACGAGUGAAGUACAAAAAAAAAAAAGAACCUUUCAUACGUAAUUUUCAAUCAGACAUUUUAUAACACAAAAAAAAACACAAAACACCGGGUCGUGAAGUAAGAAAGUCGAUGUCGCGUAGCUUUAGCUUUUUCAACUAACCAUGAUCAGCCUUGUUUUCCUCAUUGUAUACUAACACAAAUAUAAUAUAUUUUUAACGUAUUAGUAUGUUAUAUUUUACAUCGUAAAUUAUAUUUAGUCACAGCUUAUAGCUUUAAUGGUAAAAAUAGUCUUAAUGGCACUGUUGGGAUGAGUAAUGUCACGCGGUGGUCCGCUGUGGUCUUUUUAAAAUACCUGUCACAUUCUCGAUAUAAAAAAAUGGCAGCUGGGUUUUUAACAACUAGAUUUUAAUUAGUUCAACUGGAUCGUCCUUUACUUCCUGCGGCAAAGCAGGACGUCAGCGAGCUAAUAUGUUGUAGCUGUUUUACACAAGAACGACGUCACUCCACGGGACCAGGCACUAUCUUAUGGAAAGACCAAAACGUUGACUGAUGAAAUAAACACAUCCAAGAAUUUAAAUAUCCCAAUAAAAUAUUAACAGAAAUUGUAA
Molecule: messenger RNA, 2303 nt
Organism: Ictalurus punctatus (channel catfish)
Lineage: Eukaryota; Metazoa; Chordata; Actinopteri; Siluriformes; Ictaluridae
Gene: anxa13
Product: annexin A13
Exons: 12
Coding region: 144-1148 (334 amino acids)
Cellular component (GO): cytoplasm
Molecular function (GO): calcium ion binding; calcium-dependent phospholipid binding
Source: RefSeq, a predicted model, not a curated record